AUGGAGAGGUCAAAACUAGGCAGAACACCAAAAUUUCGGAGGAAGGCCAGCACUGCGACCGCAGUGAUGACAUUGGCCACCGUUGAGGAUGAUGGUACACAGGUAGAACGGAAAACACGACGUCAAACUCGGAGGCAAACUCGAAGUGGCGUAGCGGAUCAAGGAACCUUUAAAGAGGCAUUCAGAGGUUUCUGUGAUAGGACUUUGAAGACAGGAGUACAACAACUGGCAGAUGAAUUCAUGAAAUUAAAAAUGUCUACACAAGCCAUCGGUAGUAGACCAAAAACCGCAUAUGAUGCUAAUCCAGAAAAGAAUCGUUAUCGAGAGGUGUUCUGUAUCGAUGCGACUCGAGUUAUACUAACAUGGCCUCCAGGCUUCAAUGACUAUAUUCAUGCUAAUUGGGUUAAUGGAGUUGACAAACAAAAGAAAUUCAUUUGUACUCAGGGCCCCAACGACAAAACUGUGGACGACUUUUGGAGGAUGGUUUGGCAGGAGAAAUGUAAGAGUAUAGUGAUGUUAUGCAACAUAAUGGAAUGCGGCAAACAGAAAUGCGAGCAAUACUGGCCUCUCACAACAGAAACUCCGAUGAGCCUCGCUAGCGGUCUCACGGUAAAAUUUAUCUCAACGGAUGCGAUUGAAAAAAGUGUCGAGUUAACGAAAAUAGAACUACUUGACCCCUCUGGGACUCGGCACGCGGUCGAACAUUUCCACUGGACCGAUUGGCCGGAUCGAGGUGUGCCCAACUCGACGACACUUGCAAUAUUUCGCAUGCUUCGUAAAGUGAACCGCUUAACCCCAUGUGUUGUACAUUGCUCAGCUGGCAUUGGACGUACUGGUACUGUCGUCGGCAUCGACCUAAUCUAUCGACGGUUAGAACGUGGUGACAAAGAUGUAAGUCUCCUAAAGGUGGUCACAGAAUUACGAGAAAUGAGACACGGAGCCGUUCAAAUGGAUGCACAGUAUCUUUACAUGCACCGAAUUUUACUUGUUGUUGCAGAGAAUUUAAAGAUCAUCACUCCAGCAGAAACUGAAAAAUUCACACAAGAAUACGAUCAGCUUCUAAAGAAUCGCGGUUUCCUUUGA
Messenger RNA from Necator americanus (New World hookworm), 1083 nucleotides. RefSeq lists its product as uncharacterized. The record is from RefSeq and is a predicted model, not a curated record. Gene Ontology annotation, molecular function: protein tyrosine phosphatase activity. The transcript has 9 exons. Gene Ontology annotation, biological process: protein dephosphorylation. Bases 1 to 1083 code for a protein of 360 amino acids. Lineage: Eukaryota; Metazoa; Nematoda; Chromadorea; Rhabditida; Ancylostomatidae.